GAGCUGCACCACGCUGUAGACGUCGAACAAGGUUCAACAAAGCUCGUAUCUUUCCGUAUUCUAUGGUCUAUAUCCGCCUUGAAUCAGCGUAUCUGGAGGUAUCAGCCGGAGCCAAACAGCGGAAAUCACUGACAACAAUAAGAUGACGGGACGGCAGGCACUGCCGCACCCCAUCGGGCGUCGGUCUCAUGAUAGUAGACCUCCCUCGCCGACGAGUAAUACACGAAGGGACCGCAGGCGGACGUCGUCAGAUGCGACGCCGACGACACCGAAAGCGUCCGAGCAGCCGUUCCCAUCGUACCUCGACGCAGCGCCGAGCGCGACAGGGACGUCGAGGCGCCUGGGCUUCCUCGGCGACAUACUCUCUUCGAGCUCCUCGCUGAACCGGGAGCGUGACAAAGAAAAAGAAACAGCCGGAGCCGCUGUUGUGUCUGCGAUCAGGACGGGAACACCGAUCCCUGCACAGCUGCUGCCACCGCGGACGCACUCGCGCGCCGACUCUGCGCUCAGCGCCCUCUCCGUUCCCCGGGACUCGUCGGCCUCGCCAGCACCAGCCAUGGCGUCCUCGUCCAGCACCCCGGCGAGCACUAGCCUCAAGUCGCACACGUCCCCAUCAAAGCCCGCCUCGGGGAGAACAUAUGAUUCGAAGCUCGUGUCGCGCGAGAUGCAUCGUCUGGGGAACCUCGCGCACCUCCCGGGCGUGGUCGCUGCCGCCGCUUCUGCCACCUCGCUCGCGCUCCCAGGAUCCACGCCCGCUAUCCAAGCUCCUAUGAUGGCCACCAUCAGCUCGUCCGACAAUCCAUGGGCCCAGCUGCAUGUGCACGUACUGCCGCUGUUCAACGGCGAACCGCUCAGAAUUCCGAUUGAAGACCUGAACGCGCUGGUGAAGAAACACAUACAGACGGUCAUCUCUGCCUCGCCGCCUCGAGCGGUGGCUACUCUCGAGCACGAUGCAUCAGAGCUGAUAGCAGCGGGCAUGGUCACGUUCAACGCGAAGCUGGUCGGGGUGGAGGACGAAGAGCUGGUGCGGAGGGUCGUAGAGCGAUGGAUAUUCUUCUGGGAUCAGGUUCUACCUUACGUCGAAGGGGCUCUCCUCCCAUUGCAAACAGACCCCCUCCUCCUCGGCCUGUACCGCCCCGCCAAAACACACCGCUCCUCCUCCCCGACACGCCCCGGCACCCUCAUCUCCUCGCCGCAGAUCGACGUGCGCACGGUCGCGCUACGCGGCUUCCGCGACCGCGUCAUCCUCCCGCUCUUCCCGCGCCUGAACGCGCGGCUCGAGAUCAUGAAGCGCGAGAUGAAGGAGGGCCUGUUCGGCGGCGGACCCGGGGAGAAUCAGAUCAUGCCGCGGCUGCAGCAAAUGCUUCUGGUGCUGGCGUCGCAGACUCGCCAGCGCCCGAGCACGCUCUCGCUCACGGAGCCUGCCCCGCAGCCCACCGCGGGCGAGGUUGCGAUCACGCAGCUGCUCCGGACGAUCCGCUCUCCGCUCUCGACGCUGCCGACGAACGCGACGAUGCGGCGCAGCCGUACGCCCAGCUUCCUGAGCGGGCAGGUACCGCGGGACAGAAGGGGAAGGAUUGGGCAGAAGCCCGGGUGGAUGCGCGCCGAGAAGAUUCUGGGGAGAGGGGACGAGGACGCGGACGAAGAUGGAGGUGAGACGCCGCGGAACCUGGGUUACUUCGAGCGGUCGGAGAGGGAGAAGGAGCGCGAGUUUCUCGAUUCGCUGCGGAGCCCUGAUCCUGAAGGUGCCAAUGCGCGAGCUAGCGGGGGUUGGGGCCUGGGUGGAGGCAUGGAGGAGCAGGCCAAACCGGAGGAGGACGACGAGGAUGAGGCCCUCGAUUGGGAUCAGGCGCAGGCUGUUGUGGAACGUAUGGUGGGCAUGAAGCCGAAUGAUCAGCAGCCGAGUCGGAGGAUGACAUGAGCGUUGGCGCAUUGGUCUUGUUAUGUGUUGCUUUCACUUUCAAUCUGCAUCUGUAGUCCCGCUAACGGUAAAUUAUGCAUAUGGUGUAUUUGUAGUAAUCAGCACUAAAGUAGGUCCAGCACAGUAAUUCCUUGAUCUGAUCUUGCUCCGCCCCCGGAGAAGCAAUUCCUUUACCUGGGCCGGGACAAAUCACUGUCCU
Molecule: messenger RNA, 2120 nt
Organism: Gloeophyllum trabeum ATCC 11539
Lineage: Eukaryota; Fungi; Basidiomycota; Agaricomycetes; Gloeophyllales; Gloeophyllaceae
Product: HbrB-domain-containing protein
Exons: 8
Coding region: 143-1921 (592 amino acids)
Biological process (GO): TORC2 signaling
Cellular component (GO): TORC2 complex
Source: RefSeq, a predicted model, not a curated record